AUGUUCUCUCCAUCUCUACUGCUCCUGCUGGCAGCUGCUUCCUAUGUGCAUGGUGAGGAACUGACUCAGCCUGCUUCCAUGACAGUUCAGCCAGGCCAGAGUCUCUCCAUCCACUGCAAGGUUUCAUAUUCGGUUACGAGCUAUUAUACAGCUUGGAUCCGACAACCUGCAGGAAAAACUCUGGAGUGGAUUGGAUACAUCGAUUAUGAUGGGAGUACAGCUUACAGUGAGAAACUGAAAAAUAAGUUCAGCAUCUCCAGAGACACUGCUACUAACACAAUAACAAUUCGAGGACAGAAUCUACAGACUGAAGACACAGCUGUGUAUUACUGCGCAAGAUACACACAGCUGGCCGGUACGACUUACUACUUUGACUACUGGGGAAAAGGAACUCAAGUGACUGUGACCUCAGCAGUGCCAAGUGCGCCGAAGUCCCUGUUUCCCGUGUGGCAGUGCGGCUCGUCCCCGGACGGUUACGUCACUCUGGGCUGCAUCACGCGCGAUUUGGCCACCGCCGACGGACUGAGCUUCAAAUGGACGGAUGCGAGCGGGAGCGCGCUGACUGACUUCGUGCAAUACCCGGCGGUGCGCGCGAACGGAGGCUUCACCUCGGUGAGCAACGCGCGCGUCAAGGCUGCCGACUGGGACCAGAGCAAGAAGUUCACGUGCCAAGUGGAAAAUAGCGUCGGUUCCAAAAAAGAGACCUUACAAAAGAAAGCUCAGCCUGUGACUGAGCCCAACAUCACCAUCAGCAUCACGACAGCAGACGACAUCGUUCGUCUGCUUUGUUGGUUGGAUGGUUUUCGUCCGAAAAAAGUGAAUGGCGAGUGGUACAAGGGUAAGGAGCUGCUCCAAGAGAAAUCGACCCUGAAAGUAUUCGAAGCUUCCAGCAAAGGAGAAAAGAUGUUUGCUGCACUCUGUGAACUCAGCAUUAAUACAGAGCAAUGGAACGAAGGGACAGAGUUCACCUGUCAGGCCACACACAAUUCCAAGACCUUCAAACAAACAUGGAGCAAGUGUAAAGCUCAUCCGACAUCCAAACCGCUGAUACGUCUGGAGAAACCUCGUCUCAUGUCAGUAUUGACUGAUUCAGAAGUAACAGUCUCCUGUGUUGUUGAGACUACGUUCAACACCCAAGUGUCAUGGCUUGUAGACGGAAAGGAAAAGAAGGACAAGACGAGCACAGAAGAGACGAGACUGGGCAAGACGGUCAGCAAUCUGACCAUCUCUACAGCAGACUGGAAAACCGUGCAGAAAAUCACAUGCAUCGCUAAACAUCCAUGUUUCAACAAAGUAGAGGAGACGAUCGAUACUACAGAACCUGUGCAGAAAACUCCGACAGUGGUGAUCAGGAGGAUUCUUACAGACGGAGAGAAGGGAGACAGCGCGGUGCUGGUGUGUGCCGCAAGAGAUCUGCCCUCUGGUGAGCUCGCCGUCACCCUCCAGGCCAACGAAGCCAAGCUCCCUGAUGCUCAGUAUGUGGACCUGCCCAAAGGCCAGGACACUCUGACUGCACGUUUCACUGUUUCCAAAACAACACGAUCCAAAGACCAACGUUACACCUGUCAGAUUCAGCAAAGCAGUACCAAUAAGUGGGAGUCCAAUUCUACAGGAAACAUUUUUGGUGACCCUUCAGUGGAACUUUCAGUUGUUUCCACUGUGGAUAAAUCUGCAUCGAAGACACAAAAACUUCUUUGCUCUGGAACUGGACUUAAUCCAAAGAUCAAGUGGCUCCCCAAAUCUGUGCUGAAUGAUCUCCGUGAAGUAACGGUGCAAGCAGACGGGCGUGUGAAAGUGUCCAGCGAGAUAUCGCUUCCACAGCAGGAGUGGAAUAACGGAGGGGAAUUUACAUGUGAGGUCAGCGAUCAGGAUCACAAACCUGUUCAGAAGAGCACCAGUGUCUGUGCAGUGACUCCAGCUUCUGCUCCGAUGGCACAGGUUUACCUGUUGGGUCCCUCCAUCAGUGAUAUGAGAGCCAAGGAUUUGGUCCCCGUCACCUGUCUGCUGUUGGGCCGCAGGCUCAAGGACUUCUCCAUUAUUUGGAAAGUAGGAAAGGACAAUUACUCUCAGAAUGCGACCACACAAACUCCUAAAGAGCACAGCAAUGGAACACAGAGCGUCCAAAGUGUUCUCAGCGUUCCGGCUGCAGAGUGGAAAAAGGACACAACUGUUUCCUGUGAGGUGCAACAUCUCUGUUCCAAGAACGCACAGCAACACAACAUCUCGAAAACCAGAGACCUCAAAAGUCCCACGGUCCGAAUUGUCACUCCCAGUGACGACAACCUGUCAGGAUUUCACAACACGACUCUUCUCUGCUUGAUCGACGGCUUCCGCCCUGCUGAUAUCUCUGAGCUGAACGGUAUCCGGCAAGAUGAGUCUCGCUUCACCAACAGUCCAGUCGGUGUUCGCGCUGCGUGGGGCGAUUAUUCCAUGCACAGCGCACUGAUAUUACCAGCAUCCAAAAGGGAGGAUGGUGUUUUUUCCUGUGCGGUCAGCCACAAGUCGUCUGAAAAACCAAUCGUCGGCACGAUAGACAGCAUCUACGCCUCUGUGAACGAACAUCCUCCCUCUGUGGAGCUGCUGCAGGGUCGAGAUGAGCUGGUGUGUCUGGUGUACGGUUUCAGCCCGUCAGCCAUUCACGUCACCUGGCUCCUGAACAGUGUGAGCGUACAGCGUGAGGACAACACCAGCAGCUCUGCCAAAGGGCCUGAUGGGAAAUUCAGCAUUAAAAGCCACCUGAAUGUCCAGGCUGCUGAAUGGGCACCUGGAGCCACGUACACAUGCCAUGUCAGGCAUGUCACUGGCACCAUCAAUCGCAGCAUCUCCAAAACAGAAUUUAUUGAAGAGACGAUAUACUUUGAUGAGAACAAGUCUGAAACUAGCACACUGGAUCAGGCUGAGGAAACCUGGAACAUGGCCUGUGCCUUCAUCAUCCUCUUCGUCAUCUCUCUCAUCUAUGGAUGUUCAGUGACUGGUCAAAUAAGGAUUAGCAACAGUCUACAAUCAGUGAGAGCAUGCACUGUUUACAGUCCGGAAGAACUCAUCGAUAUUGGACUGGAAGGCUUUAUUCCUCCACCACCCACGGAUAUCCCUGAAGAACUACUUAGAACCACUGUGCCUGCGUGGGUAAACAACCGAGCCAAGUCACACCAUCGUCGGAGGAGAUACAGGAGAAAGAAGCGGGGUAAGAGAGGCGGCAUCCAGAUGAGGCUGAAGAACUGCCCUCACAAACCUCCACUCCCCAGCCUAGUCCUCGCGAACACCCAGUCCUUAACCAGCAAGAUGGACGAGUUGAGACUCAGGAUCUCGACACAGAAGUGGAACAGCUGUGCCCUACUCUUCACGGAGACAUGGCUAAGCGCUAACAUCCCCGACUCGGCUAUUCAGAUUGCCGGCUGGACUGUAUACCGGGCCGACCAAACUGCUAACUCCGGCAAGGACAAAGGUGGAGAACAUUAUUGCUCUCUGGACUUGGAGUUUAUUUCUCUGCAGUGCAGACCAUUUCAUCUCCCAAGAGAAUUCACCACGGUGUUUCUCCUCACUGUUUACAUUCCUCCCCAAGCUAACGCUAAGAUGGCACUGAGCAAACUUUAUGACAGCAUCAGCGACUUGCAAAACUCUCACCCCGACGCUGUGUUCAUUAUAGCUGGAGACUUUAACCAUGCUAAAUUGAAGUCUGUUUUGCCUAAUUUCUAUCAGUUUGUGGAUUUUCCAACCAGAGGAAAGAAUACACUAGACGUUGUUUACUGUAACAUUGCCAACGCAUACAAAGCAUCCCCCUCCCCCCACCUCGGACGCUGCGACCACAUCCCUCUGUUCUUGACCCCUGCAUAUAAGCCUCUCAUUGCCAGGUCAAAGCCCACUAGCCAGAUCAUCAGAGUCUGGCCUGAAGGAGCUACUGAAUGCUUGCAAGACUGUUUUGAGGACACUGACUGGGAACUUUUUAAUUCGAUCUCUACCUUGGAUAGACAAUCAGACCUAAAUACAUAUGCAUCUUCUGUUCUGGACUACAUUAGCUUCUGUGUAGACAAUGUCACCACCCACAAGACCAUUCGCACCUUUCUAAAUCACAAGCCCUGGAUGAACAGACAAGUCCAGAACCUGCUGGCAAUCAGAGACAAGGCUUUUCACUCCAGUGACCAGGCAGCCUACACAGUAGCCAGGGCCAACCUGAAGAGGGGCAUCAGGGAAGCUAAGCGCUCCUAUAAAGAAAAAAUAGAGCAACACUUUGUGGACUCUGACCCCAGACGCAUGUGGCAGGGCAUCAAAUCCUACACUGACUACAAGAGCACCAACCCCUGUCUGCCCAGCUCUCACAACCCAACCCUCCCUGAUGACCUCAACAAAUUCUUUGCACGGUUUGAUGAGGGACCCAUUCCCCAACCCCCCACUGAACUUAUGGACACUGCAUCACAUGCACUGGUGCUAAGCGAACACGAGGUUAGGCGGGCCCUCGGCAGCAUUAACCCUCGCAAAGCACCAGGACCAGACAGAGUUCCCGGAAAGGUCCUAAAAUACUGUGCAGGCCAACUAAGCACAGUCCUCACUAACCUGUUCAACAUCUCCCUGGACCAAGCUGCAGUCCCCACCUGCUUCAAAACCAGCACCAUUGUUCCUGUCCCCAAGCAGGCGGCCAUCAAGUCCCUGAACGACUAUCGCCCAGUAGCACUCACACCCAUUGUGAUGAAGUGCUUUGAACGACUGGUGCUAGCUUACAUCAAAUCCAACACCCCCCCAUUCCUCGACCCACAUCAGUUUGCAUACAGGACCAACAGAUCAACGGAGGACAGCAUUUCAUUGUUCCUUCACACUGCCCUCUCACACCUGGAGGAACCAAACAGUUAUGUGCGUAUGCUAUUCAUUGACUACAGCUCAGCGUUUAACACCAUCCCCCCUCUCAAGCUGGCCAUUAAGCUGUACAACCUUGGCUUCAGUCCCCAGCUCUGCAGAUGGAUACUGGACUUCCUCAGUAACAAAACUCAGUCUGUGUGCAUGGGCAAACUCCACUCAAGACCCAUCACCCUGAACACAGGUGUGCCGCAGGGAUGUGUGCUCAGCCCCCUUCUCUACUCCCUCUUCACACAUGACUGUUCCUAA
Neoarius graeffei (lesser salmon catfish) is the source of this 5097-nucleotide messenger RNA. RefSeq lists its product as uncharacterized. The record is from RefSeq and is a predicted model, not a curated record. NCBI's taxonomy places the organism in Eukaryota, Metazoa, Chordata, Actinopteri, Siluriformes, Ariidae.